ACGAAAAGUUUUAUAGGUAACCCUGAAGUUUAUAGGAUUGCAUGACUCGAGAUGUAAAUAUCCAAGUUCGGUGGAAAGCAGAGAAGGCAUAGAGAACUGAGAUUAAAUCCUUGCACACUGGGCGGAGUUUGGUGGAAUAUGAUUCGCCUCGCUAAUUUCAGCAGUAUAUAAAGGUUUGACGCGGUACUCGCAGAAAGUAUUCGCUCCUCGAGUGCAUUUCAAAGGCAAACGUUCUGGCAAUCUUGAGUUAUCUCCAAAAUGAGCAGGAAACUUUUGUGUACCGUUGCUCUGUUGGCAAUUUUGUUGUUGCUGCAACCACAUGCAGAAUCAAAGAAAGUAAUUAUCCACGUGCCUUAUCGAGUGAAGAACAUGAAGCACACGCACACGGUGUACGUUGUCAUACCACAUUACGAUCACAAGGAUUCGAAAGAAGACGAUAAAUCCGAUGAAAAGUAGAAAUAUAUUCUUGCUCGUAAUUUACAAUAGAACUCUGUUUAAUAUAGUGUAUCGUAAAUUAAAGUCCAAAGAAUAGUGUCCAUCAAUUGAAUAUUCAAACAGUAUUAUAAUUUAUUGAAAGAGUAGA
Megachile rotundata (alfalfa leafcutting bee) is the source of this 583-nucleotide messenger RNA. RefSeq lists its product as uncharacterized. The record is from RefSeq and is a predicted model, not a curated record. Lineage: Eukaryota; Metazoa; Arthropoda; Insecta; Hymenoptera; Megachilidae.